ACAAAAUUGAGCUUGUUUACCAACGUUUUACGCCUGAUGUACGUUACAGAAUAGAUAAUGUUAAAUACCAGAAAAAAACUAGUAUAUCAUAAUUGUCGUGACACAUGUAUGGAUUUUGCGUUACAUCGCCGGCAGUCAUAAAAAAUGGCACGUCCACGUUGGAGUAGAAGGAUCGAGUUUUUCCUUACUUCUGUCGGAUAUUCCGUCGGUGUCGGUGAUCUAUGGAGGUUCCCCUACCUUGUGAUGAAGAAUGGAGGCGGAGCAUUUCUGAUCCCGAUUGUUAUAUUCAACAUAUUGGGAGCAAUGCCAAUCGUGUAUCUCGAGAUGAUAAUGGGGCAAUACUCCCAGACUGGAGCUUUACCUGUAUGGAAUGUCUGUCCUCUGCUCAAAGGAGUUGGUUAUGGCACGGUGAUAGCGACCUUUUUAUUUUCUAUUUACUAUGCCGUGAUCAUCUGUUGGAUGCUAUUCUACUUUGUCCAUUCUUUCUUCCCAACACUUCCAUGGACAACUUGUGAUAACGAAUGGAACAUGAGAGAAACGGAAGUUUGCAUUCCAAGAGCAGGGGCCGAUAGUACCGAUGGAGCAGCUGACGGAAACGAUACGGUUGUUGGCAAUAUUACGACUAUGUUAACGACAUCAGCAACAACUGCAAUGUCUGUGGUUUCAGAUGUCUCCGAAUUACCAAAAGUUACAUCAGCGGAACAGUUUUGGCGAUACAAAGUACUGGAUAUAUCAGAAGGUCUGGAUUAUUUGGGGUCCGUUAACUGGCCUCUUUUUGGAUGUCUUGUUGCUAUUGAAGUGAUGUGCUUCCUCUGUAUCUUCAAGGGUGUAAAAACGACUGGAAAGGUAUUGAACACUUAAUCUUUUUCAGUCUGUCCUUUUUCAAAGCCCAGAGGAAGUAUGUAUGCAAUGCACUUAAACAGAUAUAACUUAAACUAAAAUGUGAUAAAAAAGAAUAUUACAUUUGUGACUUUUCACAUUGAAUUUAUUAAACUUGUUGAAUAAAAUUGAUAAAAUGCUCGGCAGAGGGGCCCUGAGUAGAACCACCGACCUUACGGAAGCCAGCUAGUUCGCUUUUACACAUGAAGAAUUUUACGCUCCGAGUGAGGUUCGAGUGAUUUGAAGUCAGCGACCUUAACCACACGGCAACGGAGGCCCCCAUCAAUAAAAGAAUAAAAAUGAUGUUCUCUUAUUGUCAGAAAUAAUUUUAUCAUUUAUAAAUUGCACAAAUCCUAGUAUAAUUUUGUGCUGAAAGUUUUCAUGCGAUAUUGAAUGACAUAUAAAAACAAGAGUUAUAAAACCAUAGUCUCUCUACUUCUCGUUAACAUGUGGUGUACUUCACGGUACUUGGUCCAUUUGUCCUGCUUGCUGUGUUCCUGGUUAGAGGUGCAAUCUUGCCUGGCGCUGACAUUGGCAUCAAAUACUACUUAACACCUGACCUGAACAAACUCAAGGAAACGAAGGCAAGUAAUUUAUUUGU
Molecule: messenger RNA, 1480 nt
Organism: Mercenaria mercenaria
Lineage: Eukaryota; Metazoa; Mollusca; Bivalvia; Venerida; Veneridae
Product: sodium- and chloride-dependent creatine transporter 1-like
Exons: 5
Coding region: 145-861 (238 amino acids)
Biological process (GO): sodium ion transmembrane transport
Cellular component (GO): membrane
Source: RefSeq, a predicted model, not a curated record